This is a messenger RNA of Dovyalis caffra, 978 nucleotides long. NCBI's taxonomy places the organism in Eukaryota, Viridiplantae, Streptophyta, Magnoliopsida, Malpighiales, Salicaceae. The record is from the annotation of a GenBank genome assembly.
AUGGCAACUCCAUUUUCUUCAACAACAGCUACACCACCACUGAGGUCCAUCUUCCAACCCAAACCAAACCCUCCCAAAGCCAACGUCUCUCUCUCAGGUUCAUUUCAAAGAGGGCGCAACUGGGCCAAGGUUCGUUACAACACUUCUGCUGCUGCUAGUGUGUCCUUAUGGAGCUCUUCUGCUAACUACUCCGGUCUUCGUAACGGCUCCACCAAACUCUCCGGCAAGCCCGUUGUUGUAAAACGUUUGAGGGGAGUAAUAAGGAAUGCUACUAUGGAAGAAAUCGAAGCGGAGAAAUCUUUGAUUGAGGAAGAUGCUAAAGGAAGGAUGGAAAAGACUAUUGACACGAUGAGAAAUAAUUUUAAUUCUGUGAGGACAGGCAGAGCGAAUCCAUCUAUGCUAGAUAAGAUUGAGGUGGAAUAUUAUGGAACUCCAGUCAGCUUGAAGAGCAUAGCCCAAAUCAGUACUCCUGAUGCAAGUUCUCUCUUGGUCCAGCCAUAUGACAAAUCCAGCUUAAAGGCUAUUGAGAAGGCCAUUGUCAACUCCAAUCUUGGUUUGACUCCGAACAAUGAUGGAGAAGUGAUAAGGUUGUCUGUUCCUCAAUUGACAUCUGAAAGAAGGAAGGAGUUGUCAAAGAUGGUGGCCAAACUAGCUGAAGAAGGAAAGGUGGCAUUGAGGAAUAUUAGGAGAGAUGCGUUGAAAGCAUAUGAGAAGCUUGAGAAGGAGAAAAAGCUCUCGGAAGACAAUGUGAAGGAUUUAUCAAGUGAUCUGCAGAAACUGACAGAUGAGUAUAUGAAGAAAAUAGAAACCAUUUUCAAACAAAAAGAAAAGAAAUUCAUUGCACUUGGGUUAUCUGCACAAGCAAUAAGGAAAGGUAGAAUAGAUGAGGUAGAUUAUCUUGUUGAAAAGCUGAUCAGUCUUCUAUUUUUUGAUCUCUUGCGAGGAAAGAGAUUGGACCUUGAUAUUCUUUCGCAUUGA